UACAUACCGGUAAUACUCUCUAUUGAGUAUUGUUCUUUUGUUACACUCUUCAUCCAUCUGACAAGUCUCAUCGAUAGUGAUGCUGAAGUAGUUUUGAAGUAAAGCUCUGUUUUGGAGAUGGCCGAGGACGAAGGCAACGUGGCGGCCGAUUUUGGUGCCGAGCCAGACGAAAGGAGAAAAAGGCAUCCCGUGGCAGUAUUCUUCCACCUGGCAUUUCGUGUUGGGGCGCUGGUAGCAUACUUGUUCCUCUCUAUUUUCGGAGUGUCGACCAUCACACAGUUCCUCAUUGUUGUCCUGCUGUCAGCGUUUGAUUUCUGGACUGUGAAAAACGUCACUGGACGGCUGCUAGUUGGUUUGAGGUGGUGGAACAAGGUGGAUGAGGAUGGGAAGAGUGACUGGGUGUUUGAAUCCCGAAAGGAUGGUCGCCAACCGUUGUUGUCGGAAUCUCGGAUUUUCUGGGGCUCCUUGUUCAUUUGCCCUGUUCUCUGGCUGUUGUUCAGCGUUAUUGCACUGCUACCUCCAAGUACAAGUGCCACUUCUUUUAUGAUAUCGCUGGUCGGUGUGUGCUUCACUGGUUCUAAUCUGUACGGCUACGUACGCUGUGCACAGGGCAAGACCAGCCUCAGAGCAGCAGCCACACAGUACCUUGGCCGGCGAGUGUUGGAAGAGACGCUAGCAUCCAAGACAGCAGCACAGUCCACCACAGCGUCAGCAUAGUGGGAGCGUUCACUCCAAGCAGAACGGGCAGUACCUCACACUUGCCCCCGUGCAACCAACGUACGCUCUGCUAAGUGCACUUGCAGUGAAGGCUGAACAAGGGCCGACUUUGGCCACGCCGGUGUCCUUUAGCAUGCCUUGCUGGCCAUAGGUAUAGGUUGGAGCUUUCCGUACGCAAUGUGUACACUGCUCUUCAUGAUGCACUCAAGCUGUGCCCGUGCCGGGAGACGUAACUGCCACCGGAAGUUUAGACUAGUCACUUAGACUGUCAGGUAGUCACUAGUGGCUCUCUAACACACGGUACUAACGCACGGACGUGGUUUGCGAAUGCUAUCCUAUGACACAAGUGUACGCCCCAGCCUAUGGCUGAUACUGUGAUUGUAAAUAAUCGACAUUCUUUUCGGAAGCGGACUUGAGCUUUCUUCUUUGCCCUUGACAAAAACCUAUUCGGAUUUUUAUUCAUAUCAACUCCCAACAAACCGCUGUUCUUUCUCUUCUCACUUUUCAAGUCUCUGUUUGUACUUUUGGCCUACAUGAACACUACGCAUCAGAAUUUUUUCAAAGAACGAUGUCAAAGUACAUUUUCUCACUAUGCCAUGGUUAAAAUUUAUUAAAAAAAGGUUGCUUGGAUCAAGAGAGCCUUAUUUUAUAUUAGUUGUUAUCAGUCAUUCGGCCUCUA
This is a messenger RNA of Sycon ciliatum, 1396 nucleotides long. Its product is annotated as Golgi apparatus membrane protein TVP23 homolog B-like. Gene Ontology annotation, biological process: protein secretion; vesicle-mediated transport. NCBI's taxonomy places the organism in Eukaryota, Metazoa, Porifera, Calcarea, Leucosolenida, Sycettidae. Bases 118 to 717 code for a protein of 199 amino acids. Gene Ontology annotation, cellular component: Golgi membrane. The transcript has 5 exons. The record is from RefSeq and is a predicted model, not a curated record.